Molecule: messenger RNA, 468 nt
Organism: Hydatigera taeniaeformis
Lineage: Eukaryota; Metazoa; Platyhelminthes; Cestoda; Cyclophyllidea; Taeniidae
Source: the annotation of a GenBank genome assembly
AUGCCAUGGCCAACAGAUCCUCGGUUUGCAAGCUACUUCCUGCCCGGCUAUCCAGCCGCUCUCGCUGCUGUUAUGGCUGCAAUGCGCUCCUCUGCUUCUCCGGUUUGUGGCUUCUCUGCCACUGGCGGAGCUGCUGCUGCCACUGGUUGUCAUAAUGACUACAGUCCAGGCGCACCCGGGGGUGGCUUUCUCAGUGGUCUGGCCUCUUCCAGCACUUCACCCACUGCCAGUGCUCCACCGCCCUCAAACUCCACCUUUUACACUCCACCAUGGGAACCACAGGGCGCCAUGGCCACCAACGCAUCGGCUUUUGGCUCACCAACAGCUACUGGCGGCAGUGUUGAUGGAUAUGUGGGUGCCGCUGGAGGCGGGGGCGGAGGCGGAGGAGGAGGAGGGGGAAGCGCGUGUCAACGUGACUCCUCAAUCGAUGACCGUGGUCAGGCAGCAUUCGUGAGUUUGACAGAUUAG